Molecule: messenger RNA, 3119 nt
Organism: Bursaphelenchus okinawaensis
Lineage: Eukaryota; Metazoa; Nematoda; Chromadorea; Rhabditida; Aphelenchoididae
Source: the annotation of a GenBank genome assembly
AUGACUGAGGAAUCUCACGGUGAUGCUCCGCGGAAAGCCUCCUUUCACGAUGUGUCGUUAGCCGCCGUUCCCGAUCCUGUGAUGACGGCGAAGAGGGUGCAUAGUGAGGAGAAUGGCAGUAAAACGUCAGUUGAAUUUUUGGAAAUUUUAGUUUUUUAAAGUUUUUUUUGAAAAGCAAAAAUUUUUAUAUGAAUUCUUUGUACCACCAAUAGUACCCAUAAACUUCCCAUGUUAUAUUAGGUUGAAUCAAAAAUAGCGGGACACUUUUUAUUUAUUUUUGGCUUUCAAGGUUUUCAAUAAUAACAUUGCUUCAGUGGCACCACUAUCAUACAAUCGACUAAUACUUACUCUUAUAUUACUACUGAAAUUGAUGACAAGAUUACACCGAAAGGAUAUGCUAUUAUUACGAUAUUAUUCACCAUUAAUUUGCUUAACUACAUGGAUCGAUUAACGAUAUCUGGUAAGGUUUUUAGGGCUUUGGGACGUUUUAUAUGACCAAAGGUGUAUUUUUGAAAAAGGGGGACAUUUUAUACGAUCAAAGGUGUAUUUUUGAAGUUUAAAUAUAUUGUUUUAGCCGUUCUAACGGACGUAACAGCCUACUACAAUCUCUCCAGCUCUCAAGGAGGCCUGCUUCAGACUGUUUUUAUUGUCUUCUUCAUGGCCGUAGCUCCAAUUUGUGGGUAUCUGGGCGAUCGCUACAAUAGAAAGUGGAUCAUGGUUGCUGGGCUAGUGAUAUGGAUCGCUGCUGUACUGGCUUCAACUUUUGUUCCGAGGAAUGUAAGUUGGUCUAUAUUAGUAGCUAGCUAGUUUUAGAGCAUAUUUCACUGAUAUUUAGGGGCUUUUGGAUAAUUUAUAGUGAUAAGAAUUAUCUGUUUGGCUGUAGGGACAUGUUAUAGUACAACGAAAUGUGUAUUUAUAGAUUUAAAAUGUCAUUUUAUAUCAAUAACACCAAUAAUUUCUCUCUUUUCAGCUCUUCUACCUCUUUCUCUUCCUACGAGGAGUAGUAGGCACUGGUGAAGCCUCGUACUCAGUGAUAGCACCAACCGUAAUAGCCGACAUGUUCAAAGCAACAGUACGAAGCAGAGUACUCAUGGUGUUCUACCUGGCCAUCCCCUUAGGCAGUGGAUUGGGCUAUAUUAUAGGAUCAAACGUAGCCUCGGCUAUGGGUGCAUGGCAAUGGGGAUUGAGGGUUACGCCGAUCUUCGGAGCACUAUGUGUUGUUGUACUGGCAGUGUUUGUUGAAGAGCCAGAGAGGGAAGUGCUGGAGAAGAUUCAGGAUGAAGAUGCUGGGAAUAUUAUCGAGGAUUGCUGGUAUUUGUUGAAGAAGUAAGUAGUUUACAGAUGGUUUUAUAUGUAAACGGGGGUCGAGGGGGGGGGGGUGUCAGUAAAGUUGUGAUUAAGACCAGGAGUAAAGUAGGGCAUGUUAUGGUAACACAUAUAUUAUCGUAGGGUAGGGUAGGUCAUGUUAUUUUAAAACAUACUAUAGGUUAGGGUAGGGUAAGGUUAAAAAAAAUUUUUUUUGAUUUUGUUACUUAAAAUACUAAAAAAAAAUGUUUUUUUCAGCAAAACCUACGUUUUCUCGACCUGGGGCUACACGUUCGUGAUCUUCACAGUAGGCACGUUGAGUUGGUGGGCUCCGUCAACGAUCGAAUACGCCAAAGCAGCUUCUGCCAAUUUGUCCAGCACGUCAGAGUUGUCACCAGAAGAUCAAAAUUCGUAGGUUUUAAACUUUUUUUAACUUAAAGUUAAACUUUGGGCCUAAAUCAUGCCUUCAGGCUUUAAAAUCAGCUUUAAUUUUUUGUAAAUUAAAUUUGGAACAAAGAAUUUACUUUACUUUACUACCUUACUUUAACAUAUUACAGAAUCGGCACAAUAUUUGGUGGAAUAACGUUGAUAUCAGGGCUAGUUGGCGUCAUAACUGGCACGCUGGUGGCUACAAUGUGGAAGAAGGGCUCGUUUUGCUUCAGAAACUGUCAGAGUAGAAGAGCUGACAUCUUUGUAUGCAUAUUUGGGUCAGCCAUAGCUGUGCCAUUUUUAUAUGUGGCCUUGCUGACCAUUGGCGGUGUUAUGACACUUUCAUAUGUAAGCGACAAUUUAUACGAAAGAAUGAGUUUUUAACAGAACAAUUAGGGUUUAUAUGAUUCAAAAUGGUAAAAAGUGACAUUUCGUAUCCUUACGAUUGAUUUUUUGUUAAAGAGACAUUUUAUACGAUAAAAAACUUAGUUUUACUGUCAAAACGAUGAUAAUUUAGUUCUUAAGAACAAAUUUUAUUUUUAUUACCUAAAAUGUCAUUUUUUGACAUUGUGGCAUUUUGUUCCAUUAGAAUUGAUUUUUAGCAAAAAAGCCGCCUUGUACGAAAAAACUAUAUUUUAGGGAAAACUGACAUUUUAUAUUAUACAUAAACCAGACAAUUUUAAAAACCUCUUUUCAGGUGUUCAUAUUCAUCACAGUAACCGCCCUAUCACUUAACUGGGCCUGCAACGUCGACCUCCUAAUGUAUAUUGUCCCACCACGAAAGCGGAACAUAGCCAGCGCUGUUCAAACCUCAGUAGGCCAUGCCUUUGGCGAUGCCUCAGGUCCUUGGAUUGUGGGUCAGAUUGCUGAUUGGGCUGCAGCUGGUGAUACCACUCCUCAAGCCAAGUUUGAUUCUUUAAAAUUGGCCUUUUGGCUGCCCAAUGUACUACUAAUACUAUCGGUGGUGAUGUACACGUUAUCAGCGUUUACGUUACGAAGUGAUCUGGGGAAGUUGCAGAAGUUGGAUGUAGUUAGUAAGUUUUUUGAUUGAGGUUUUUUUAGCCUAUAGAGUGGUUUUGAAGCCUAGAAUUUCAUUUUUAUGUUUAAAAUUUACUUUUCAAGCCACAACUUUCAUUUUAAACCUAAGGUUCAAUUUUAAGCUCAAAAUUUCAUUAUUAAGACUACAAUUGAUUUUCAAGCCUAAAGUUCAAUUUUAAGCCUGAAAUUUUAUUUUUAAAGUUGAAAGUUUACUUUUUAAGCCUGUGAUUUUAUUUAAUUUUUAUCUUCCAGAAUACGAAAAAAACUCCGACACCAUAAACACCAAAAAGAUGACCAGCGCCGUGGGCGACUCGACCAAAAACCAUUUCAAAUCACAGGAAUAUUAA